Molecule: messenger RNA, 1603 nt
Organism: Anopheles funestus (African malaria mosquito)
Lineage: Eukaryota; Metazoa; Arthropoda; Insecta; Diptera; Culicidae
Product: CLIP domain-containing serine protease B15-like
Exons: 4
Coding region: 400-1539 (379 amino acids)
Biological process (GO): proteolysis
Molecular function (GO): serine-type endopeptidase activity
Source: RefSeq, a predicted model, not a curated record
CAAUAAGAAGAGAACGCGUACUGACAUGGUAAAUGCGAGUUUCAUACUAAAACAGUUUCCAAACUCACCCUUAAUCUAUUUGCAAUGUUGCCAUAUAAUGUUGAUACUAAGACGGAAGCUACGCAGUGAGCUACGAACCGUUACACAGAGAGAGAGAGAGAGAGAUACUUUCCCAGAAUGGACUUCCCCGGCAUAAAUUCGUACUGAUAAUUUUGCUUUUGAAUCUUACGACUUCAAUCCAAUGCAAAUGCUGAUACAGUUGUUUUACGUCCUUCACCGAGCAUCAACCGUUAACCAGUUAGUAAUGUCUGAGAACAAGUGAGAGCAGUUUUGAUUUCUGCUGGUGAAAUAUAACCUUUGCAUCAGUGAGGUGGAGAUUGUGUUGUUUGACGUAGCACCAUGUUUCCCGGCACUGUAUGGACGCUUGCACAGACGCUUGUUUUAGUGUAUGUAUUGCUGCCGGUUGUGAUAGGCCAAACAAAACCGAACCAUGGAUCAUUAUGUAUAACAUCGAGUGGAUUGCAAGGAAGGUGUGUGUUAUUAAAAAAUUGUCCAAAGUUAAAAGCAAUCGAUGUGAAGCCGUACGUUGUCCAGCAGGAGAUGGAUAUACUAAUCGGAGCGCUCGGUGCAUGUCCACCGGAAUCGGAGCAAUAUUGUUGUGCCAAUGGGGAUAUUCGUUGGUACACCGGGUCCACAUCGAAACCAUCCAAACCACCGCAGCAGCUGGUGCCGGAUAUGGAGGAGGAUAAUGCUAUGGACUGUCUCCAGACACACCUUGGAAUGGACCGUGGAUCCAUAGGACGAGCUGCUCUGGACCCCUCGUUUGGUGUGUUUAUAACGUACGCAGGCAGGUAUAACAGAUGUGUGGGAAGUUUGAUCACACCCGAGUACGUCCUUGCAGCGGCUCAUUGUGCUACAGCAAAGGGCGACAUAGUUUUAUACAUAAACGCACACCACGUCUCGCUUGAUUCUAAACUGCCUAGUCUCAAGGGUGAUGUGACACCAAGGUACGUACGGGAGGUCAUUAUCCACGAGAAGUACAGCCGCAAAACGCGUGAUAAUGAUAUUGCUUUGCUACAAUUAAAUGAGACUGUUGCACAGGGGGAUAUGGGAUCGCCCGUACCGAUCUGUAUCCCGAUGGGUACGAAACACGAUGAGAUUGGACCAGUCGGUCAGAUUGUAAGCAGUUUCGGUUGGGGUAUAAAUGCCGAUGGGGAUCCGAGUAACAGCAAGCAGUGGAUAACGCUAGAACGUAUCUCCCAGGACUUGUGCCAAGCUCGCAUGGACUCGUUGCGAAUAGCGCUGAUGCGAAGAGUGUUGAUAACGGAACGUAACAUAUGCACCAUAACCAUCACCGGACAUGACGCGUUUGCAGGAUAUUCCGGUGCUCCCCUGAUGUACCGGAAGGAUGGCGUAUGGUUCUUGAUGGGUUUGAUCAGUUACGGAGUCGGCACGACUAACAAUGAAUUCCCGGUGGUAUCGCUGAAUGUUCCACAGUACACAGAUUGGAUUUUGGACAAUAUUCGCCGAAGGCAAUAGUCAUACUGUAUAGUCAUACUCCAAAAUAAACAGAUUGCGCAGAACGGAAUUGUUGCAAAAUGAA